AUGACUAUGCUGAGCUGGAACUGCCAGGGACUGGGCCGUGCAAAGGACCUGGUGAUUCCAAGACUACGGGAGAUACGUCAAGAAUAUUUCCCGGAUAUUUUGUUUUUGAUGGAGACGAAGCAUAGUCGUGAUGAUUUGGUGGAUGUGCAAACUUGGCUUGGCUACGAUAGGAUCAUGACUGUCAAUCCUAUUGGGUACAGCGGAGGUCUAGCCUUGAUGUGGAAGAAUUCUGUAAAUAUCGGGCUUAAGUUUGUAGACAAGAAUCUUGUAGAUUUCGGUGUGAAGUUUGGCAAAGACUCCUUCUUUGUGUCGUGUGUCUACGGUGAACCAAUCCAGGGUAAUAGAGCAAAGGUGUGGGAAAGGUUAUCUAGGAUUGGGGCACAUAGAAAAGACCCAUGGUGUAUUAUGGGGGAUUUCAAUGAGAUAAGAAACAAUGGAGAGAAAAUUGGUGGUCCGCGCAGAGGUGAAGCUUCUUUUCAGGAUUUUAAUGAUAUGCUAGACAUCGGAGAAAUGGUGGAACUUCAGAGCUGUGGUGACAACCUGACUUGGGGAGGUAAGCGUGGAGAUUCAUGGAUAAGAUCCAGACUGGAUAGGUGUUUUGGUAACAAGAAAUGGAUGCAACUCUUCCCAGCUUCUAACCAAGCGUUUCUGGACAAACGAGGGUCAGAUCACAGACCGGUUCUUGUGAGGCUCGUCUCUUCAUCUGAGCCUUUUAGAGGUAGUUUCAGAUUUGAUAGAAGGUUCCUUAACAAUCCGGGGGUCAAAGAUGAGAUCAAGAAGGUUUGGCUAACAAAUCACCCCCUCUUUGAGGCCAAGAUUUCCGAUAAACUUAAAAGAUGCAGGAAGGCUCUGAGCAAAUGGAAAAAAAAGGAAAACCUAAACUCCAGAGAUAAGAUCAAACAGAUUCAAGUGGCUUUAGAGUCUGAACAGUCUUCAAGUUUCCCUUUGGCCAGGAGAGUCAACUAUCUGAAAGAGGAGCUGAUCAAAGCUUACAAAGAGGAAGAGCUGUAUUGGAAGCAGAAAAGUAAAGAUCGAUGGGCUGUUAAAGGUGAUCUGAACACGAAGUACUAUCAUGAGUCGGUAAAGUCAACCAGAGCAAAGAACAGGAUCAUCAAACUGAUGGAUGAGAAUGGGCAAGAGCAGUUCUCUGAAGCGGCCAAGGCAGAAGUGGCCAAUGAUUAUUUCAAGAAUCUGUUCAGGUCCUCAAAUGAUACAGACUUCAGUGAACUCUUUGAUGGUUUCUCUCCUCGGGUGUCACUGGGGAUGAAUGAAUUUUUAACAAGAGAGGUUACGAAUGAGGAAGUCAGAGAAGCAGUUUUCGCUAUCAAGCCUGGUAGUGCUCCCGGUCCUGACGGUAUGACAGGCAUGUUCUUCCAGAAAUAUUGGGACACGGUGGGAGUACAGGUUACUAAAGAAGUGCACCAAUUUUUCCUCUCUGGAGUCUUCCCGGUUGACUGGAACUACACUCAUCUCUGCCUUCUUCCAAAAACUCAGGAUCCAACCUUGAUGACCGACCUUAGACCAAUAAGCUUGUGUUCAGUCUUGUACAAGAUUAUUUCGAAGAUUAUGGUCAGCAGAUUGAAGCCUUUCUUACCUGAUAUUGUCUCUCCCACGCAGUCAGCCUUUGUCGAGGAAAGGCUCAUAUCUGAUAACAUCCUAAUAGCUCAUGAGAUGAUUCAUGCCCUGAAGACGAAUGACAAAGUGGCCAAAGAGUUCAUAGCCAUCAAAUCCGACAUGUCAAAAGCCUAUGACAGAGUCGAAUGGAGUUACCUGAGAGCGCUUCUUAAUGCGUUGGGCUUUGAUGGGGUUUGGAUCGAGAGAGUUAUGUUCUGUGUCACCACGGUAACAUACUCCACCUUGAUUAAUGAUCAACCGUUUGGAUGCAUUCAACCUGAGAGGGGAUUAAGGCAAGGGGAUCCUCUUUCUCCCUUCUUGUUUGUCCUAUGUACGGAAGGCCUUAUCCACAUGAUUGAACAAGCGGUGGGACAAGGAAAGCUGCAAGGUAUCCAAUUUUCAGAGGAAGGUCCAAUGAUCCACCACAUGUUGUUUGCUGAUGACAGCCUGAUGUUGUGUAAGGCGUCUCUUAGCCAAGUAUCCGAGUUGAUGAAGAUCCUUCAAGUCUAUGAGAAAGCCACAGGACAGAAAGUCAACCUUGACAAAUCAGCUAUCACUUUCGGAGCCAAGAUUGAUGAGAUAUCGAAGCAAUUUCUUAAAGACCUCACAGGGAUAGUGAAAGAAGGAGGGACGGGGUCUUAUUUGGGCUUGCCGGAAUGCUUCAGUAGAUCAAAAACUGAGAUGCUUGCUUACAUCUACGACAGGAUCAAGGACAGACUCUCUUGCUAUUUUGUCAAAUUACUGUCGCACGGAGGGAAGGAGGUUCUUAUUAAGGCAGUGGCCAUGGCAAUGCCGGUCUAUGCGAUGUCCUGUUUCAAACUAACCAAGAAGUCGUGUGAGAAUUUAUCUAAAGCUAUGGCUGACUUCUGGUGGAAUUCUAUGGAGCACAAAAGGAAGAUUCAUUGGCUCAGUUGGACGAAAAUGUCGCUGGCUAAAGAACAGGGGGGUCUUGGAUUCAAAGAUAUUCAGUUGUUCAAUCAAUCCUUGCUAGCCAAGCAAGCUUGGAGAAUCCUAAACUAUUCGGAAUCGCUUUUUGCUAGACUGUUCAAAAGUAGAUACUUUGAGAAUGGAAAUUUCCUCUCUGCUGGUAACGGACCACGGCCAUCCUAUGGUUGGCGAAGCAUCCAGUUUGGCAAGGAACUGCUACAACAAGGCAUUAGAAAACGGUUGGGCAAUGGAAAUUCCAUCUCGGUGUGGGUAGAUGAAUGGAUAGAAGGUGAAGUGAGAAGAAGGCCUCUAAUGAAGAAUAUUUUUGUUGAUCUAAUGCUCAAGGUUAGUGAUCUCAUCGAUGCUAAUAACAACUGUUGGAAGGUGGAGACCCUCAGAGAGUUGUUUUUUGAGGAGGAUGUUGACAGAAUCAUCAAGAUGAAGAUUGUGUCCAAUCACGAUGAUUUCUGGGUAUGGGUUCAUAACAAGAAUGGCAGUUAUUCAGUGAAGUCGGGGUAUUGGUUCAUUAAUAGGCUGAGGAAAAGCGAAUUAGUUAGAGAGGCUGAGGCAAGACCUUCCCUAAAUGAUCUUAAGGGAGCGGUGUGGAAGAUCAAAACAGCUCCAAAAAUUAAAACUUUCUUCUGGAAAGCUUUAAGCAAUGCAAUUCCAGUUGGGGAGCUGCUGGUACUGAAGGGCGUCAGAUUGGAUCCGUGUUGUCAAGCCUGUGGUUUCAAUGAUGAAUCUAUUAACCAUAUUUUGUUUGACUGCUCCAUUGCUAGACAAAUUUGGGCUUUAGCAAAUGUGCCAUCACCUAUGAACGGCUUCGAUAAGGUAUCUCACUUCUCCAACUUGCAUUAUGUUAUGAGCCUGUUAUCCAACAACAAGGUGGCUGAGGAAAUAAGGAAUAUGAUCCCUUGGAUAGUGUGGUAUUUAUGGAAAACUAGAAAUGGGAUCAUCUUUGAAGGAAAGGCCUUUGUGGCACAUGAUGUGGUGAGUAAAAUCUCGGAGGAAGCUGAGUUUUGGUGGAUGGCGCAGAAGCUGGAGAAAGAGAAAGAAGAGGAGGAGAGGAAGAACAGAAAGAUGGUGCAGAAGCGUUGGGAAAGACCCUGUGCAGGAUGGUUAAAGUGCAACAUUGGGGUUGAUUUUGACAAACAAAAUUCAAGAAGUGGAGGAGCUUGGGUGGUAAGAAACGAGAUGGGCAAAGUGUUGUUACAUAGUCGUCAAGUUUUUUGCAACAUUGAUUCUCUGGAUGAAGCUAAAUUUCAAGGUCUGCUAUGGACCCUUGACGGUCUCUGUUCUCAUCGUCUUAACAGGGUUAUGAUUGCAAUCGAUGAUGACACUUUGACGAAAGUAAUUUUAAGACCAAAGGCAUGGCCAAGCUUCAGAGCUCAAUAUAUGGAGAUUGAGAGAAGACUGAGAAGAAUGGAAUGGUGGAGGAUGGUAAAAGAAGAAAGAUCAACUAACAGAGGGGCUUUUCUUAUAGCUCAGAGUGCAGCAAGGGGUGGUUUUAUCCAAUCGUAUGUGGCAAUUGGUGGUCCCUUUUGGCUGAGUCAGCUUUUUGAGAAUGAGGAAGUUCUCCAUGUUAUUAGCUGA
This is a messenger RNA of Brassica napus (rape), 4134 nucleotides long. RefSeq lists its product as uncharacterized. Lineage: Eukaryota; Viridiplantae; Streptophyta; Magnoliopsida; Brassicales; Brassicaceae. The record is from RefSeq and is a predicted model, not a curated record. Gene Ontology annotation, molecular function: RNA-DNA hybrid ribonuclease activity; nucleic acid binding. The transcript has a single exon. The coding region runs from base 1 to 4134 and encodes 1377 amino acids.